This is a messenger RNA of Lepus europaeus (European hare), 4615 nucleotides long. Its product is annotated as zinc finger protein 717-like. The record is from RefSeq and is a predicted model, not a curated record. The coding region runs from base 272 to 1492 and encodes 406 amino acids. Gene Ontology annotation, biological process: negative regulation of transcription by RNA polymerase II. Gene Ontology annotation, molecular function: DNA-binding transcription repressor activity, RNA polymerase II-specific. The transcript has 4 exons. Lineage: Eukaryota; Metazoa; Chordata; Mammalia; Lagomorpha; Leporidae.
GCUGGGAACAGAGGGAGUUCAUUUACUCACCAGAGUGUUCCCUGAGAGGCCGUGCUGCUCCUUCUCCCACAUUCACUGGGGCGUCUUGCUCUGCAAGUGCAGUUUCAGGCGGUUCGGAAGCACACGCCCCAGACCUGCCGCCCGCUGCUUCUGUGCCUCUGCAUCUGCCCCCCCGGGUCCCAAGUUCCAGCGACUUCUCCUGUCCCACACUCCGCUUUGCUCCCAGUGUGUCCUGAAGAAAGGGGACGUGCUCCCGAGAUUUUCCACGGCGAUGAUAGCAUUUGAAGACCUGGCUGUGUACUUUACCUGGGAGGAAUGGCAGAAAAUGAACAAUGCUCAGAAAACCCUAUACAGAGAUGUAAUGCUGGAGAUCUACAGCAGCCUGUUCUCCUUGGGGCCCUGCAUUACCAAACCUGACUUGAUCUUCAAGUUGGAGCAAGGAGCAGAGCCAUGGGUGGUGGAAGAAUGCCUGAAUCAGAGCCUUUCAGUUGGCAUGAAAAGGUAUGACCUGACUAGGAUCAACCAGGAAAGUUGGGACAAAAAUCUGAAUCAGGAUUUUAUGAAAAAUAACAAGACAUCAGCCCCCAAGAGAGUUGAUAACACUAAGGUACCUGGAAAUUCUCUCCAGUUCUGUGAGCCUCUCGGCCAGCAUGACAAGACUCACAUCAUGAAGCAGCCAUUUGGACCCAUUGGACAAGCAAAAGUCUUCACAAGGAAGAUGUUCUGUAAAUCUGAGAGAGUUCAUACGGCAGAAAACUCUAAUAAGGCAGCUGUCACUUUUGGAAAAGCAACUCAAAUAGAAAAAGCUAUCCAUGAAAAUUCUAGCCUCAAUAUGCAUCAACAAACCCACACAAGAGAGAAAUUUUAUGAAUACGUUAGGUAUAUUGAACCUGUCAUUCACCAAUCACAUCUUGCAAUAAAUCAGAGACCAUAUAUAAAGGGAAAACUCUACACAUGUAAACUUUGUGGAAAAUCACUAAGCUCUAAUUCACCUUAUGAAUGUAAUGACUGUGGAAAAGCCUUUGAACAAAAGCCAAAGUUCAUAAUGCAUGAGAGAAUUCACACAGGGGAGAAACCUCAUGAAUGUAAUGACUGUGGAAAAGCCUUUAGACAAAAGUCAACCCUCUUCAUGCAUCAGAGAAUUCACACAGGCGAGAAACCUCAUAAAUGUAACGACUGUGGAAAAGCCUUUGGACGAAAGUCAAACCUUGUAAUGCACCAGAGAAUUCACACAGGGGAGAAACCUCAUGAAUGUAAUGACUGUGGAAAAGCCUUUAGACAAAAGUCAACACUCAUCAUGCAUCAGAGAAUUCACACAGGCGAGAAACCUCAUAAAUGUAACAACUGUGGAAAAGACUUUGGACGAAAGUCAAACCUUGUAAUGCACCAGAGAAUUCACACAGGGGAGAAACCUCAUAAGUGUAAUAACUGUGGAAAAGCCUUUACACAAAAGUCACACCUCAUAAACCAUCAGCAAAUUCACACAGGGUAGAAACCUCAUGAAUGUAAUGAUUGUUGAAAAGCCCUUGGCCAUGAGUCAGCCCUCCUCAUACAUCAGUGAAUUCACACAGGGGAGAAACCUAUGUGAGAAACAUAAAUGUAAUGACUGUGGAAAAGCCUUUGGACAAAAGUCACACCUCCUAUCACACCAGAGAAUUCACACAGGGCAGAAACCUCAUGAAUGUAAUGACUGGAAAAGCAUAUGGCCAUAAGUCAACCCUCAUUGUGCAUCACAGAAUUCACCCAGGGGAGAAACCUUAUGAAUGUAAUGACUGUGGAAAAGCUUUGGCCAUAAGUUCCAACUCAGAAUUCACCACAAAAUACACACAGGGAAAUAAGCUUAUGAAUGUAAUGACUGUGGAAAAGUCUUGCUAUAAAUUUUACCUCAUGUCAAAACAGAAUUCACACAUGGCACAGCUCCAGCCAUUGCGGCCAAUUGAGGAGUGUACCAUCAGAUGGAAGACCUCUCUCUCUGCCUCUCCUCUCUCUCUAACUCUUACUUUCAAAUAAAUAGUAAAUUUAAAAAAAAGCUACUUCUUCCUGAGUCACAAUAUGCCCUGAACCCUGUAUGAUGCUAGAUUGGAACUGAGUAGAUCUGGUGGUAACAGAAUGGCUUUACUCAGUCAGGAAGAGAAUGAUCAUCUUCUUUUGAAGAUUCUACUCCUGGUGAUGUUUGGGUUUUCAGAAGAAAGUUAGUCUCUUGGACUCUGGACUGCAAAUUAUGUCUGAUAAGAGGAUCACAAAGUGAGUAAGGGGUUUGAUAUUGUGAGUUUAAUCUGGGCCCAAAUGAGAAGUGCUAAUUCCAAAUAUCAUUAUCUUGCUCUUUAUCAAGAACCCCUAUAACUUUCACAUGAAAAACAGCAAGGCUGAGAAUUCAACUCUCAUAAUUCCACAACCUGAUCAAUUUUGUGGUUUUUUUUUUUUUUAAAGUAAUUUCAAUCCUGUGACUAUAAGAAAUGGGAGACUUUUCCAGGAUUUUCAUGAAAAUAUUAUGUUCUUCAGACUGUGACUUGAGUGGAGUUAAGAGAGUGAACUUAUCAGUGUUUUUUGGUAAGUGCUCAAGAGGCCAAUAAAUCCACCCCAUACAACAGUCCUUAUGAAAGAUCAUUACUGCCACAAUGAUCAAAUACCAUAAAUAUUUGGUUCCUGAUGCAAGUGUUUUACUUGCCACUAUCUACAUCACUAUCAACCAGAACCUGGUUCAUUGUGAUGUUGCUGCAGGUCAUGGACUUCUAGUACCCAAUCCACCAUCAUGGACUCCACACUAUAGUUAAGUCUAAAGGAUUAGUAAAAGAAUAGAAUAGAUCUUUGCAGCACAGAUUUAAGGUAUGAUUAAAAGUCAGGGCCAAGGGCACUGUGGUGCAGUGGGUUAACGCCCUGGCCUGAAGCACAGGCAUCCCAUAUGGGUGCUGGUUCAAGACCUGACUGCUCCACUUCCUGCGCAGCUCUCUGCUAUGGCCCGGGAAAGCAGCAAAAGAUGGCCCAGGUCCUAGUGCCCCUACACCCAUGUGGGAGACCCAGAAUAAGCUCCUGGCUUCAGAUCGGCACAGCUGCAACCAUUACAGCCAUCUUGGGGGGUGAACCAUUGGAUGGAAAACCUCUCUCUCUCUCUCUCUCUCUCUCUCUCUCUCUGCCUCUCCUCUUUCUGUGUAACUUUGACUUUCAAAUAAAUAAAUCUUUAAAAAAAAGCGCCAAACUAAUUUCUACACUCCCUCUUUACAGGACUGUUUUCUGGAAUGAAUUCUGUUAUGAUCAGUAUCUAAUAAAGAGACAUAACAAAUAUAAUUUCGAUACAGAAAUUUUAAUAUCAAAAUUAUCUGUAACACGACUAUAGUUAUAAAAAAUUGGCUGCUAAGAAAUGCAGGUCAUGUAAAUGUCACUGGUAUGGUAUCUAGAAAGAAAAAUUAUUCCUAAUGGCUGGGAUAGAGUACCCCAGAGUCAAGGCUAAGGUUCAUAUCUGUUGGAUAGGGUAUAGCUGUGACUCAUUGAAUGUCAGAAAAAUUGUUAUGAUGAAGGCCUAGGACUAACACAUGGCAAGUAAGGCAUGGAGGGUAUAGAACAUGAAAAGACACUCAUUCUCAUGUGUCAACUCUACCAUUACUGUGUGAAUGAAUGUCUUAGGUUUUACAUCUAAGUCUGGCAUUAUCUUUAUAUUCUCUUUGUUAAAAUAUUUGUUUUAUUUGUUUGAAAGAUGGUUUACAGAGAGAGGUAGAUAACAGAGAAAGAGAGGUCUUCCAUCAACUGGUUCACUCCUCAAAUGACUGCAAUGACCAGAGCUGGGCCCAUCUGAGGCCAGGAAUCAAGAGCUGCUUCCUGGUCUCCCACAUGGAUGCUGGGGUCCAAGGACUUAUGCAAUCUUCUGCUGCUUUCUUGGUCCAUAAGCAAAGAGCGGGGGUUGAAGUGGAGCACCUGGGACUUGAACCAGCACUCAUAAGGGAUGUCAGAACUGCAGGCCAGGGCUUUAACCCAUUGAGCCACAGUGUGGGCUCCUUUAUUUUCUCCUUUAUAUUCACUGCCAUCCAUGUGGGAGAACCAGAAAUAGUUCCAGGCCCCUGACUUCAGCCUGACUCAGUAUAGGAUUUUGUGGUCAUUUGGAGGGUGAACCAGGAAAUUGAAACAGAGUACUGGGGCUGGCACCUUGGCUCACUUGGUUAAUCCUCCACCUGCAGUGCUGAGAUCCCAUAUGGCCACCGGGUUCUAGUCCCACUUGCUCCUCUUCCAGAACAGCUCUCUGCUGUGGCCCAAGAGGGCAGUGGAGGAUGGCCCAAGUGCUUGGGCCCCUACACCCACAUGGGAGACCAGGAGGAAACACCUGGCUCCUGGCUUCGGAUUGGCUCAGCGCCAACCAUAGCAGCCAUUUGGGGAGUGAACCAAUGAAAGGAAGACCUUUCUGUCUCACUGUCUAUCUGUCAAAUAAAAAUAAAAAAGAAACAGUACUUUAUACUUUGUGUUUCUAUGUGGGUGCAAACUUGAAAUCUUUACUUAGUAUAUACUAAAUUGAAAUAUGAUAAUUGAAAAUGAAUCUUGAUGUGAAUAGGAUGGGAGAGGGAGCAGGAGAUGGGAUGGUUGCAAGUGGGAGGGAGGUUAUGGGAGGAAAAAGCCACUAUAAUCCCAA